GUCCAGGGUAAUGUGGUUCUGCUUCAACAUAGUGAGCAAUGUCGAUGCUUGGCAGCGUGACGCAGCUCACUGGCACAAACCUGGAAGCUCAGAGGUGGCUCAGAAGAGCUUUAGACAUACUCGAGUCGGAACCAGAAGAGGCACUAGACCUUGCAAGGCGGGCCACAAGUGCUUUUGAUGCAGCAGCGGAACUGGAUAAUGCAGCUGAUGCAUCACGCUUAGUGGUUAGUGCGACCUUCAGUUCCGGAGACGUUGAGGCUGCCAUCAGCUUGGCCAGUGACCAACUUGAAGCAGCCAAGGGAGGUAGUCCACAAAUGCAGGCCUAUGCACACCUCAUGUGGGCAGAGCUGAUGCUUGCACUUGGCAAGACUGCUGCACUGAAGGAACAUGCGGGACAGGCCGCGCAGCUUUUCCAACAGCUGGACAAGAUGCCAUAUGUUGCCAAAUGCAAAGCCGCAAUAUUGCAAGCUUGCAUUCAGGAAUGUGACGGACUUGAAAGCGAACGAUUAGCCGAAGAGGUUCUGACCAUUUGGCAGAACCUUGGAGAUAAGGGCGGUACUGCGGUUGCCUGGCAUCUUCUUUCAGCUGCACGGUCUGUGGGUGGAGGCAACCUCAUGGAGCCGCUUGCGAAAGCCCUCGAUUUGUACAAAGAGCUUAAUUGGAAGCGGUACGAGGCCUCCGUGCUUUACAGCCUCUCAGAACGACAGCGCUUCCAACCUCACGGAGGAGCUGUGGCGCAAAGAACGGCGGAGGAGGCUGUGUCCAUUUGGAAAGAGAUUGGCAACUACAAGGGGGAGGCCACCGCCAUGACUGCAGUGGCCAAAGCAAUGAUUGUUCGUGGACUCACUUCUGAUGCCUUGCAGAUGGUGCAAACCCGCAUGCAGGAAUUACGCCAAGACAACAGGCUUUCGGCUCUUGCUCAAACAGGGCAGGGUUGCGUCACCGUGCUCCAGGAAUGCGGUGCGAAAGAUGAAGCGUUGGCAACAGCCGAAGAAGUCUUGGCAAUAACGCAGCAGCUGGGCAACAGGCAUGAAGAAGCCUGGAUGUUGAUCAAGCUCUCAGAGGUCCGUAGUGACAUGAAGCUCUAUGAAGAGGCGUUGCUUUGUGCCCAGGAGGCACAAACAAUCUUCCAAGAAUUGGGGGACCAGUGCGGUGAGGCAGAAGCCAUGAAAAGUCUGUCGCACAUCUAUACGGCCAAGAGAGAAGCCCACAAAUCCCCACAUCGUCAACGAGCACUUGAUUUGCUAAGUCAGUUUGCCACCUCCGUUGCCAACAAAGAUGUGGAAGGUUUUCAAAAGGCACUGACACAAAUGCGGCUGUACCAGGGUGUUGAUGGGCAAGAUGUCGCAGCCAGCCUUGGAAGCCUCAUGCAGGAUCCAGAGACAUACAAGUGGUACGUGGAAGCUUCGGCAGACUACUUUCAGGUGACCUUCGAAGAAGCCGAGUCCAUGGUUGGCCGUGCUCCAUUGAAUCCAAUGCAGCGUGCCAUUGGCCUGGACUCACGCGGUUUCGCUGGCGGAGGCAUAUACUUGUUCUUCCGCGUUGGUUCCAUGGGGUAUGGUCCGAGCUUUCGACCAAUCCAAGAGGGUUACAGACAGGGACGCUCUUAUCAAGCCGAACAAGGUGACCCACCAGUGGCACUUGCUGUCCUGCGGGAUGAGACCGUUGAAGAAUGGGAGCGCGUGGCCCUGUUGCAGGCACACGCUGGGGUGCUGGAUGGCGCUUUGCAAACGACCGCGCUAUAUCAUGGCCACGUCCAAGAAGUCAUCGAUGCUGUGGAACGCCACCAUAAACAGGUUAAGCUUGAGGCAUCAUAGAGCCAUCCUGUCGCUGAGACUUUGCGAAGUAAGCUCCUGUGAGCCCAUGAAUGAACUUUACGGGCCUGAUUCAGCCACGUCCGACCUUCCAUCACUUGUGAUAGAA
This is a messenger RNA of Durusdinium trenchii, 1923 nucleotides long. Lineage: Eukaryota; Dinophyceae; Suessiales; Symbiodiniaceae. The record is from the annotation of a GenBank genome assembly.